UUGCUUUCCCUUUUCCUCUAACCUAACCACCCAACGGACUGCCGCUAUCAUUUACAACUUUCCCAGUCGUCCUUUAUUCCCCAAUUGUUUAUAUAUUUCAAUUUCAAUUCCUGAAUCCGUUGCCCUUUCAAGAAACUAUUGUAGUAAUCUUUUACUGUCUGCAGGAAAAUAUGUAUGAUCAUAGAUUUCAGCGAACGGACCAAUGGAUGCCGGUUUACUCCUGGCUAGAAUCACUGGAGACGGACGAGGUAAUUAAGUCCAAAGAUGUUUUAGAUUGGUUGACUGCAAACCCAGAAAUCAGAGACCAGUUAUACUCCAGGCACUCGCGGUACCAUUUGUUUCAUUAUAUCAAAAAAUGCCAUGUGAAAAUCUUGAAGAGAAAAGAAAAACAGGGAUUGAUAGUCACAAAAUUGUCUCCUGCUACGGACGAUAACAACAUGGAAGCAAAAACACCUGUUUCAACCUAUAUUACUGGUAAUAAUUUGAGCAGCAUACCUAAAGACAGUGACUUGUACAAAGCGAAACAAGCUGAAGCUUUGCAAAAAUUCGAGAUUUUAGUCGAGUUGGAGAAACAGCUUAUACCUCUCUUUGGGAAGCAGGAAAACUGUUGACAGCUCGAACUCUGUGAAUUUACAAGCACCGUUAUGUGAGAGAUGAAAACCGAUAUGUAGGCAGAAUUUUACGCUUAUUUUCUACUCUAUAAAUAAUUCCGUCGAUUACUAUGUCCUCCUCUUAAUUGAGUUUUAGAUUUUAUAAUUCAAAUAUUGUAUAUUUAGAGAAGCAUGUGCUUAUAGAGUGAAACUUUUCCAAUAUUCAUCUUUGGAUUGUUACAUUAGAUUGACAUAAUACUUUUGGAUAAUUGAUGCCAAACGUCUCUUUCAUUUGACUA
Molecule: messenger RNA, 889 nt
Organism: Olea europaea var. sylvestris
Lineage: Eukaryota; Viridiplantae; Streptophyta; Magnoliopsida; Lamiales; Oleaceae
Exons: 4
Coding region: 171-611 (146 amino acids)
Source: RefSeq, a predicted model, not a curated record